AUGAGGCGAGGCCGUUCCCCAAGCUCGCCAUCUCCCUAUAGGGCUUUGGCUCAUCAUCAGCAGGCCUCGGCUGCUGCGACAUCCUCAGACUCGAUUUCAUUGAUUCGGUCUUUCAAUGUCGAAACGAAUCCUACGCGGCCAGUGCGGCCUUCGCCGCUCACAGCAUCGCUUAUCCGAGACAUGCCGCUAGAUCUGGUUGACCGUAUCAGAUCCUUCCCCCUCUUUAUGUCAGCUCCGGAAGAGUUUCUUGUUGCUAUAGGAAAUCACCUGAAGCCUCAAAUCCAAAGCCCCAAUGACCAUAUCGUGACGGAAGGAGACGAAGCCAAGGCAAUGUAUUGGCUGGUUCGAGGAGUUGUUGCUGUCACUUCGCGUGAUGGUGAGGCGGUCUAUGCUGAGCUCAAUCCCGGGUCGUUCUUUGGAGAAAUUGGCGUUUUGAUGCAGAUGCCUCGAACAGCUACCAUUGUAGCGCGCACGAAGUGUCUGUUGCUAGUCCUGAAGAAGGAAGAUUUACAUGCCGUGAUACCCAAAUUCCCAGAAAUGGAGAAGGCGAUUCGAGAAGAGGCACAAGAACGCUUGAACCUUCUGAAAAAGAAGCGGCAAGAAAGUGGCAGAUUGGUCAAAUCUCCCCAGGGAGACUUCAGCGCUCGAGAAGCUGCUCCUGGAGAGGUCUCUACUGGAGAAAGGGGUGUUAUCAAGGACGGUGCGGUCGUCAACAACAAGAAAAGAAAGUCCCCAAGCCCUGGAAUCAUGGAGGACCCAGCUGCUGGUAGUGCGAUUGGAAGCGGCCAGAUCAAUAUUCGAACAACACUUAAGGAGUUACCACUCUUCUCUACACUUCCCGCAGAUAUUCUGCAUUUCCUGGGAUUGAGUGUCCAACCAAAAUCUUAUACCCCGUUUACAGAUAUCGUUCGCCAAGGCUUACCAGGAAACGAAAUUUUCUUCAUUGUUCGUGGCGAGGCGGAGGUCAUUCAUGAUGAGCCAGUUUACGACGAUAACAUUCAGAAUAAGGCCAAGGCCAUCCCAAAACGACCUCGAUUGAAGGCAGGACAAUACUUUGGUGAAGUUGCAAGUCUUGGAUUGUCGCGAGGUCGAACAGCCACUGUUCGAUCUAUCACUUCUGUGGAGUGUAUCAUGAUUACAGGCGAUGUCCUCGACGAGUUCUGGAGACGCUGUCCUUCGGAUAUUCUGACACAGGUCAAAGAAACUGCACGAUUGCGAUAUCAGAAGCAGAGCGACGACGUUGUUAUGGUUGAUGUUGAUGUUAAGGAAAAGGCCAACAAAUCUGACCCGCCCACACCUACAACACCAACAAGAGCAUCCCUCCCUGACCUCACCUUUACUACCCCGUCCAAACCUGGGUCUCCAGCGAAAGAUGAUACAAGCAACAUAGCACCCAAGGACCCCGAUCCGUUCUUGAGUGUGAACAUGGAGAAUAUUCGAAAUCGAAGACGACAUUCGUUGGCACCGCCAGUGCCUCCAACAGACAGCUCUACUCCAACGACCAAUGGUGCCAGGUCUCGCCUCUCAGAAGUAACGCCUAUCAAAUUUGCGUUUUCUGAUGCUUCAGCUGACGACGACGACGUCCCGGCAAAGCGAGUACGGACGACUCUGCCCACCCGACCAAUCACUAUGAGCAAACCAGUGCUCUCAGACGAGAUCCUAAUUUACAUCUUCAAGCACGUGGAUAUAGGUGAGCUGUUUCGACUACGCCUUGUUAGCACACACUGGCGCAAGCUCUUGACUACAUCCCCUAAAGUUUGCCAAGAUGUCGACCUCUCGAUUUACAACCGCAAGGUUACUGACGAAGUCCUCAUCAAGGUGCUCGCCCCCUUCAUUGGCACUCGCGCUCUGUCCAUUGACCUGAAUAAUUGCUUUCAUAUAACGGAUGAAGGAUUUGGAGCUCUAUGGCGCAGUUGUGGCAAAAAUGUCAAGAAGUGGAAGAUGAAAUCAGUUUGGGACGUUUCUGCGAACCAGAUUCUGGAGAUGAGCGAGAACGCAAAGGGAUUAGAAGAAGUUGACUGGAGCAACUGCCGCAAGGUCGGUGAUAAUCUUCUAGGCCGCGUUGUUGGCUGGGUUGUACCUGAUCCUCCACCUUCGAAAUCAGUCGUUAUCUCAAGUUCUGCAGCUCGAUCGCGAAACAAGCAGCAGCAACAGAAGCAGGCCGCACAGCAUGUUCUGCCCCCUGGUACAGUAGUUGGGUGCCCGAAACUCAAACGCCUCAACCUCUCCUAUUGCAAGCACAUCACAGAUCGUUCUAUGGCACAUUUGGCAGCUCAUGCUUCGAACCGCAUCGAGUCGUUGUCCCUCACACGUUGCACGUCAAUUACAGACGCAGGGUUUCAAUCAUGGGCGCCAUUCCGGUUUGAAAAGCUGUCUAGGCUGUGCCUAGCUGAUUGCACAUAUCUCUCGGACAACGCCGUGGUAGCCCUGGUCAACUCAGCCAAGAACCUGACACAUCUAGACCUAUCGUUCUGCUGUGCACUCUCUGACACGGCGACAGAGGUUGUCGCUCUCCGUCUGCCAAAGUUGCGGGAGCUGCGAUUGGCAUUCUGCGGAAGUGCGGUUAGCGAUGGAAGCUUGGAAAGCGUGGCGCUCCACUUGAACGAUUUGGAGGCUCUCAGUGUCCGUGGCUGCGUGCGUGUCACUGGGCGAGGUGUCGAAAAUGUCCUCAACGGAUGCGGGCGACUCAACUGGAUGGAUGUCAGUCAAUGCCGUAACUUGGAGUCUUGGAUCCGAGCCGGUGGUGUUUCGAAUUGGGGGUUUGAUGACCGCGUUGGUCAACGUUCUACGGAACCCACGCCAAGCGAAACCUCUGGACAGGGACAAUCCGAAAAUGAUAGUCCUGCGCCCAAGGCCAUGAGCGUUGCUAUGCUCACAUCGCAGAACUUUAUGCCACGAUCUGCGUUUGGGUACAGAGCCAAGAGAGCACGACGACCCGUGCGAUUUGUCAUUGAGAAAGGAUUUGGAAGUUUACGAUAG
This is a messenger RNA of Fusarium proliferatum ET1, 2979 nucleotides long. RefSeq lists its product as uncharacterized. Gene Ontology annotation, molecular function: protein binding; protein-containing complex binding. NCBI's taxonomy places the organism in Eukaryota, Fungi, Ascomycota, Sordariomycetes, Hypocreales, Nectriaceae. The record is from RefSeq and is a predicted model, not a curated record. The coding region runs from base 1 to 2979 and encodes 992 amino acids. The transcript has a single exon.